Eremothecium gossypii ATCC 10895 is the source of this 2712-nucleotide messenger RNA. It is a transcript of the gene PMS1, whose product is annotated as ATP-binding mismatch repair protein. The record is from RefSeq and is marked provisional. Gene Ontology annotation, molecular function: mismatched DNA binding; ATP hydrolysis activity; ATP binding. The transcript has a single exon. Bases 1 to 2712 code for a protein of 903 amino acids. NCBI's taxonomy places the organism in Eukaryota, Fungi, Ascomycota, Saccharomycetes, Saccharomycetales, Saccharomycetaceae. Gene Ontology annotation, biological process: mismatch repair. Gene Ontology annotation, cellular component: MutLalpha complex.
AUGUCUGGCAAGAUUAAUGCGAUUAAUCAGGCUGAUGUCCAUCGGAUCACAUCUGGGCAAGUCAUUAUUGACCUCGUGGCAGCGGUGAAAGAGGUGGUAGAGAAUAGCUUGGACGCGCACGCAGACAAACUUGAAAUCACGUUCCGCAACUACGGACUGGAAGCUAUAGAGUGCGCGGACAAUGGCGACGGUAUACCUGAUUCGAAUUUUGACUCGCUAGCUCUGAAGCAUCACACGUCGAAAAUCGAGGAAUUUGAGGAUUUGACGCGAGUGACUACGUUCGGGUUCCGAGGGGAGGCGCUCGCGUCGAUCUGUGCGAUGGCAAGCCUCACGGUGAUUACAACGCAGAAGGGGCCGAAGGCACACAAGCUCGAGUAUGAUUCGCAUGGGCGCUUGGUGAAGAAGACGGUGACGUCGCGCAACAAGGGCACGACGGUUCAGCUGCGACACCUGUUCAACAAUAUGCCAGUGCGCAAGAAGGAGUUUGUCCGCAACUUCAAGAAGCAAUUCGGCAAAUGCGUGACUCUCCUACAGAGCUACGCUCUCCUGUCCGAAAACUGCAGGCUGUCGAUAUUUAACGUCAAUGCAGCGGGUAGCAAGUCGCUCUUACUGUCGACACCCGGGAGGAACGAUAUCUCGAAGAACAUUCUAACCGUCUUUGGCUCCGAUGGAAUGCACGGGCUGCAGAAGGUCGGGCUGCAUCUUGAUUUGAAUGAGUAUAAAGAGAAAAUGUUGAAGAAGUACAGUGAAGAUUCUACGUUGGACGAUGCUGACCAUAGAAUAGCUGUCACGGGUUAUAUAUCGCGUGCCUCUUUUGGCUGUGGCCGCAGCGGCAAAGACCGCCAAUUCAUCUACAUUAACAAACGACCCGUUGACUAUCCACAAGUCCUGAAGUGUUGCAAUGACAUAUAUCGAAGCUUCAACAACGUCCAGUAUCCCGUCAUUAUUCUAAAUUUUGAGCUCUCCCCGCAGUUUGUAGACGUGAAUGUGACUCCGGAUAAGAGGACUGUAUUGCUUCACAAUGAAGAGUAUGUCCUCCAAAGUUUAGCAGAGAAACUGGACGGGCAUUUUAACGAACAGGAGCUCAUGCUGCCUAAAUCUUUACCGUCACUGCCAGUCCCACAUCAAGACUCCGAGUUGAAGGUCAAAAGGCGCAAACUCGUUCCCAGCCAGGAGCUGAUUGGGACAUUCGAAGACGAUCACCUACAUAAUACUACCACAUGUUCCGAGAUUACUGCAUGCUCCCAGCCUAUGGAAGAAGAAAGUUCUGUCAUCGUGGCCAUAGAUGAUAUUGACGAAUGCGAUACUAGUAGCGCCCAAGUAUUGGAUCCUAGUGUAGAGCCACCCACAGAAAUAGAACCUGCAACGCCAGCCGAGAUUUUACCUCAGCCUGAUGUACCAGUCCCGGCCAAGCCCGCUGCUAAAACUACAGGGAGGACCACACGUUCUACCCAGAGGACUCUCAAUGCAUACCUUCACAAGUCGCCGGAACCAAUGGCCUAUAGCCAAAGUCAGGAACCAUCUAAAGAACCAGUAUUAAUAAGCAUCGGAAGUAAAACCCUGGAAGAGACUGCGCAGCUGGAGAAUAACAAACUACUUUUUGUUCAAGAUCCUACAAAUGAGGACCCUUCUAGCCCGAAGAGAGAAACAUAUCUGACGACAAGGGAUAUGCAUGCAAGAAGAGACGUAGGGACUGAGGACGAACUAGAGCCAGGUAACCGCACGUAUGCAGAAGAGAGUCAGGAAGAUAUGUCAGAUAGAGCGGCGCCACUUGAGUUUAUGUCUGACAAGAAGUCUCGUCCAUGCAAUUCCUGCUCGGCGGAAAACGAAGAUUCAACUUUUGGAGGUACGGCUCCACCAGAAUCACAAAGAACACAAUCUGUUCCAGAUCGUAAGCCACUUGUUGGGAAUGCAUUACCUGAAACGCAAUGCCUAGUGACAUGCAUAAAUGCUAAUCUUGAGAAAAUAGUGGAGACAAUGCAAGUUAUUUCUGAGCAAGAUCGUUCUUCCAAUCAUACUACAAGUUAUUCUAGGAAUGAGGACUUCGAGGACGCUAUAAAUGCGGAGAACUAUCUUACCCUUACAGUUUCGAAACGCGACUUCAAGGAGAUGUCUAUUAUUGGGCAAUUUAAUCUUGGCUUUAUAAUCGUUGCUCGCAGGGCCGAAAACAAGCAUGACCUUUUUAUCGUUGAUCAACAUGCCAGCGAUGAAAAGUAUAACUUUGAAAAUCUACAGAAGAGUACGGUUUUUAAUUCGCAGCACUUGAUUAAACCACUCACUGUUGAGUUAAGCGUAAUAGAUGAACUUUUGGUUUUGGAGAACUUACCACUAUUUAAAAAGAACGGCUUUAAGAUUCGUGUUAAUGAAGCACAGAAGCAGGGCAGUCGCAUAGAGCUCACCGGCAUGCCCACUUCAAAGCAAACUAUUUUUGACAUUGAAGAUUUCUAUGAGCUGCUUUCUCUUCUAAAAGAGUGCGAUGGUGUCAAUAAAAACUCGAUCGCGUGUUCUAAGAUUAGGAGCAUGUUUGCCAUGCGAGCUUGUAGAAUGAGCAUCAUGAUUGGUAAGCCGCUAACUCGUCGCACGAUGACUGAAGUUGUGCGAAAAUUAAGUGAGCUUGACAAGCCAUGGAACUGUCCCCAUGGAAGGCCGACAAUGAGACAUCUCAUGGAACUGAAGGACUGGAAAUCCUUCCAAGAUGAUUAUGAUUUUUAG